Messenger RNA from Purpureocillium takamizusanense, 1802 nucleotides. RefSeq names its product centractin- actin- protein of the dynactin complex. Bases 281 to 1423 code for a protein of 380 amino acids. Lineage: Eukaryota; Fungi; Ascomycota; Sordariomycetes; Hypocreales; Ophiocordycipitaceae. The transcript has 3 exons. The record is from RefSeq and is a predicted model, not a curated record.
ACCAUCUUCCCCUUGCUUUGGCCUAACGCCCAGGCCGCCACGCUCUGAAUCUGAACGCGGGCACGUCUUGUGCGCCAUUGGCGAGACUCUCGACACCAACUCCGCCGAGAGCUAGUGCGCCCGUGCAUGCUGCGAGCUCCGAGUCCUUGCAAGGUAGGGCACCGUCGGUCAGGGGCGCCCAAGCAGCUCGCAACAGCGCGCCCACGACGACGAGGAGGAGCUCAGGAGACGCUUCGCACUCACGGAGCAAGCUCCUCCGCAGCGGCAAUUAUACGCAACGAUGACAGACAUACUUCACAACGCGCCCAUUGUUCUGGACAAUGGCUCAGGGACGAUUCGCGCCGGCUUCGCGGGGGACGACCUGCCAAAGUGCUUUUUCCCCUCCUGGGUCGGCCGGCCCAAGCACCUGCGGGUGCUCGCUGGCGCCCUGGAGGGGGACGUCUUCAUCGGACAGAAGGCGGCGACGGAGCUGAGGGGCCUGCUCAAGAUACGCUACCCCUUGGAGCACGGCAUCGUAACGGACUGGGACGACAUGGAGCGGAUAUGGGAGUAUGUGUACGGCGAGGGCCUCAAGACGCUAAGCGAAGAGCACCCGGUGCUUUUGACGGAACCGCCUCUCAACCCGCGCAGCAACCGCGACACGGCCGCCCAGAUUCUCUUUGAAACGUUCAACGUCCCCGCGCUGCACACGUCUAUCCAGGCCGUCCUAUCGUUGUACGCGAGCGGUCGCACGACGGGCAUUGUCCUCGACUCUGGCGACGGCGUCUCGCAUGCCGUUCCCGUGUACGAGGGCUUCGCGAUGCCAAGCAGCAUCCGCCGCAUCGACGUGGCCGGCCGAGAUGUGACGGAGUACCUGCAGACGCUGCUGCGCAAGAGCGGCUACGUCUUUCACACGAGCGCCGAGAAGGAGGUGGUGCGGCUGAUCAAGGAGAGCGUGUCGUAUGUGGCGCACGACCCGAGGAAAGAGGAGCGGGACUGGCUCGGCGUCAAGCCCAGCGAAAGCAAAUACGCCGAGUACGUGCUGCCCGACGGGCACAGAUUAAAGAUUGGGCCCGAGCGAUUCCGUGCGCCAGAGAUACUCUUCGACCCCGAGAUCAUCGGCCUCGAGUACCAAGGCGUGCACCAGAUUGUGGUAGACGCAAUCAACCGGACGGACCUGGACCUGCGCAAGUCGCUGUACAGCAACAUCGUCCUGUCGGGCGGCAGCACCCUGACCAAGGGCUUUGGCGACAGGCUACUGACGGAGCUCCAGAAGCUGGCGGUCAAGGACAUGCGGAUAAAGAUCUUCGCGCCGCCGGAGCGCAAGUACUCGACGUGGAUCGGCGGCAGCAUCCUGGCAGGGCUGAGCACGUUCCGCAAGAUGUGGGUGAGCAUCGACGACUGGCACGAGAACCCGGACAUCAUCCACACCAAGUUUACGUGAGACGACGAGAUGGACAGAGCAGGUUGCGUUUUUGGGUCGGCUACGAGGAAGGGCGGUGGGAAGAUGGGCUGCCGCAUGCCGUGACGUCGAUAUCGGGUUCGAGCGGUGGGGCAGGCAGGCAGGCAAAACAGGCAGGCAUGUGGAAGAUGCACAUGUCUGAUAGAGCCUAAUGAUACCCUGGGGAGCUGCUGGUUGUGCGUGGCCCGCUGGCCUGGGCUUGCAGAAGCAUAAAAGGAGACGUGAGAGCGCAAGAGGAGUCGAGUAUUGUGUUGCCGGUGGCGCAAAGUAGGCCACCAGCGGCGAUGUAUUAUCAUAUCAUGGUCCAAAGUACGUACAGAAAUAAAUACAAGCGUGCCAACCGUAUCAAGGCUGUGCCGGG